Pelodiscus sinensis (Chinese soft-shelled turtle) is the source of this 4143-nucleotide messenger RNA. Lineage: Eukaryota; Metazoa; Chordata; Testudines; Trionychidae. The record is from RefSeq and is a predicted model, not a curated record.
AAGAGUGAGACGUCUCAGCGCCUGCUUCAUUACUGGGUAGCAGAUAUUCCAGUGUGUAAGAGAACCUAACUGCAUUCUUCCGGUGAAAACCCCUUGAUCAGGAACAAUGUAAACAGCAGCAGUUCAAGCUCCUCUCUCUUCUUUCCACCUGCUUGCUUGAACACUGAUCUAAGGGACUACUUCUAGAGUGACUACUUCUAGAGUGAACGGGAGCUGUGACCAGGCACACCUGCUCUCCAUCAAUCUCUGACUACUGGAAUGGCCCCCUAAGUCUGCCGUGCAUUGUGCCGUGCCCAGAAUUUGUACCUGGCCAGACUCAGGAUCAGAGAGCGGCAGAGUGAUAUAAAGCAGACUUUCUCUCCUGUGCUGCUCUGCAAAGUCCAGCCAGAUCGGAGAAUCUGGAUCAAGACACAAUAUACCGGUUCCUCACAUUGAAUGAUGGCACUUCUUAGACCUCCUGCGUAGCUGCAAAGUUUCCAAACAGGUUUCAUUCCCCUUCACCAAUACUUCAAAGCACAGAGGAGUUGGUACAGGCAUUGCCAUGAAACCUAACUUGAAGCAAUGGAAACAACUAAUGCUGUUUGGGCUGUUUGCAUGGGGUCUCCUUUUCUUGGCGAUCUUCAUCUAUUUUACAGAUAGCAACAGUGCUGAACCAGUUCCGAGUUCCUUCUCUUACAUUGAGACAAAGAGGCUCCUGCCCAUCCAGGGAAAGCAUAGAGUUAUUAUGGGAGCAAUACAUGAUCCAUCAUUCUCUGAAACCAUAGAUAGGGACGAGGCGCUUCUUAAUGAAGAUCUCUUAGGUUCAUUUAAAUCGGGGACUGGGAGCGUUAAAAAGUGGAUUGAUCUCGAGGAUGGCUUUGAAAACGAAGAAGAGUUUUUUCCUUCCCAGAUGGGGACAAAAUCAAAAGGUGCUUUCUAUCAAGGGGAUGACAACUAUUUAUUUGCUGGGGGGCCCUCUCAGCAGCACAGCAACUUUCAAGAAUUAGUGAAAUUCAUCUCUGUCAAUGAGGCUGAUCAAAAGAGAAACGUUUUACAGGCAAAAUGGACCCACGAGAAAAGGACAAGGAAAAGAAACCCAGCCCACAGGAGAAGCCCAAUGUUUGAUGAGCCUGAUGACUGGGACGGGUUAUAUUCCACAAUGUCAAAAUCCUUCCUGUACAGGCUUUGGAAAGGGGAUGUCUCUUCCAAGAUGUUGAAUCCUCGCCUGCAGAAAGCCAUGAAAGACUACCUGAACACCAAUAAGCACGGGGUGCGGUUCAAAGGGAAACGGAACUCCAGGUUGACAGGAGAGCAGCUAAUCUGUGAGCUCAAGGGCAGGGUGAAUGUGAAAACAAUAGAUGGCAAGGAGGCUCCCUUUUCUGCGCUUGGAUGGGAAAAGCACGUUCCUCAAAUUCCACUGGGCAAACUGUAUCCGCAUGGCUUCGGGAGCUGUGCCGUGGUUAUGUCUGCUGGUGCAAUACUGAACUCUUCUCUAGGGGAUGAAAUAGAUUCUCACGAUGCUGUUCUGAGAUUUAAUUCUGCUCCUACACGUGGCUAUGAAAAAGACGUUGGAAAUAAAACAACUAUGCGCAUCAUCAACUCCCAGAUUCUCACCAAUCCAAAUCAUCACUUCAUUGACAGUUCGUUAUAUAAAGAUGUGAUUUUAGUGGCCUGGGAUCCUGCUCCUUACUCUGCAAAUCUGAAUGUGUGGUAUAAGAAGCCAGACUAUAACCUGUUCACGCCUUACGUGCAGCAUCGCAGAAGGAAUCCAAACCAGCCAUUUUACAUUCUCCAUCCCAAGUUUAUAUGGCAACUCUGGGACAUCAUUCAGGAGAACACUCAGGAGAAGAUACAGCCCAACCCACCUUCAUCAGGUUUCAUUGCUGCGGGAAGAAAGAAUGGAGUGUCAUCACCAACUUAGAAUUUUAUUGGCUUUUUAGUUUCUGUUGCUAGUUUUAAAAGAUUUUUUUUAUUGGAUUGUGAGGAUUUCUUGACAGGUUUUAUACUGUCAGUUUUGUUAAUGGGAUCAGAAGUUACAGAGGGAAAACAGCUAUUCAGUCAUAGUGUAUUUCUCUUGCCAGUAUGUACUCUCCAGUGACUUAAUCUUCUCCUUACAUAAGGUUGGUUAGAUGCAUUGUACUGUAAAGUAUUCUGAACUGCAGACGCUACAUAAAUUAAAAAAACAUCACUAAUUAUUUUAUUGUCAUUUUUAUUGUUCUUUACAACAGGUUUUUAAAGGCUGGAAAAUAGAAUUUAACAGUUAGCUCUGUUUACAUUUUUAAAAACAGCUAAUACUUGUCCCUUCUGUAAAGCUUUGUCUUUGCUUUCAUGUAUGUUCACGAGAAUGAAUCACGGUAUUGUUCUUUUCUAGUCUUUUAAUCAGCUGCUAUUGGAAUCAGAAGGACACUGGAAAAGUCGUGGAAUUCUUUCUAAAAUGUCUUAAUAGUGCAAUAAGAAUUGAGGAAAUGCUUUCAAUAUCUAUUCACACUUCCAAAAGCUAUCUCAACCCAGCUUGUAUUUGAGUGCAUGUUACUUUUCAAGGAAUUGUUCACAUGAGAGAUUUUUCAUGCCAUACCUAAUUUGUGCAGAACAGAGAUACAGAAGAGUCUCAAUUUUCAAACCUUCGUUUAUCCAACAUUCCAUUUUAUCCGACAUGCUGCCCGUCACAGCAAGGGGCUCCAGGAAAGCUUCACACCACAAUGGCCCUGCUUUUCCCUUUCCCUUUUCUAGGGUUGGGCGGGAGCCUUGGUUGGCAGGUCUGCAGCGCCCUCUUGUGGCUUAUGAAUUUGCCAUUGGCAAUGUUGCUUUUUUCUGUUUCUGGGGAAAGUGGCGAGCGCCUUGCCCUGCGUCAUAGCUCAGGCAAUCCACACACAGCUCUGGAAAAUCAUCGCUGGGGAACGUGGCGUGGCGCAGGGCGAGGGCUGCACUCCCGCUGCAAGGCAGAGCCCCGGAUCUUACUCCCAUUUGGGGAGAAAUACAAGGGCUGGUCAAAGCGGCAGAUUCAGGAGGUUUAGAACUGGAUCCCGCAAGGUAUUACAAAGGGCAAAUGUAUAAAAUUAAAAGAAUUAUAGGUAUUAUCCAACAUUUCUGCUAUCUGACCAUCCUCCAGUCCCGUUUAGGUUGGAGAAUUGAGACUCUAUUGUAUGUGUGAUUUAUUCAAGAAAUUGUGUUUGCAUGUGUAAAUUUGAUUAUUUGUUUACACAAGUGAUAAUGUUUAUAUAUAGGAGUACAUUUUGCAUAUUGGCCAAUGAAGGAUAAUGGAAAUCAUUAUGUAUUCAGUAGGUAGCAUAGGUUUACAAAAAUGAAUAAAUACAUUGACAGCAUAAUUAAAAUAGUAAAUGUGAAUUCAUUACAAUAUCAGUGCUCACGUAAAUCUUACAAAAUUCAGGUAGAUGAGGGAAAAGCAGUGUAAAUAGUAUGGAAAGUAGAAGAAGGACAAAGUGUGCCUCUCAGUCUUUUGCUAAACUCUUCCCUCCCCUCCACUCAAUGGCUUGGAUAAUGAGCACUUCCCACGUGUCCCUUAUUCUUUGGCUGGUGGUGCAGGGAGCAAAUCCCUUCUCUGCCCUGUCCCUUCACAUCUACUUUAGGCCCGGCAGUAUAUAUCUGGCUGCUUGUCCCAGAGAGUUCAACCCCAGGAACACAGACAAACAUGCCAUACCAGACUAAUAGUUGCAACAAACAUGGAAAGAAAGAUAUCUGGGUCAUCAAUCCCCUAAAGAGAUUGACCUGCACCUAGAAAUAAAUUGAUAUUAGCAAGGCAGGGUGCAGAAUACGAAAAAAUAACCACAUGCAAAUAUGGCACUGCUAUAAGUUCUAAGGAAGGAAAUGAAUGCUGUAGGGCAAAGGGGUAUAACUGGGAAUAGCUGAGUGAAAUUAAAAAAGGAAAAUCAGGGUGAAUAUCAAGAAAAUCCGGAGUUUUUCAGGUGAAGGGAAAGAAGGAAACCUCCAUCACUCACUUUUAUAUGUAUAAAGGACCAAAACACGAGUAAAGAACAGUCCGGCGAUGGAAAGGGAUAAACUAGAUGCAUGCAUGCAUCCUUAAUGGAGGUUGACUCUUGGAAACACUGUUCAUCAGAUUAUAAAGAUUUAAACCUUCACUGCUUUUCAGUUCUCCAUUAAAUAAUUUAUUUAUAUCUGGAAGAUCACCUGAAUUUUUUUUUUUUU